UCCAAAAGUGUUUUUAACCUAAAUAUAAAAUAAAAAUCAAACGAGGACAAAUUAGAACAACUGUAAACUUAGAUAGAACUUUGUGCUAAAAGUGGUGUUUUGGAUCCUAGUUCAAAGCCUUCAAAAACCCCAUUCUCUGUGAGUAUCCUUUUUGGUCUUCAUUCAGAGUAACACAGACACAGCGGUUCCUAUAUAAACCCAACUCUGUGAUCGAUCACAAACCACCAAUUCUUCUGCUUUCUUCUGCCUCAUCUCCCUCCUUCCAAAUCCAGUCUUCAAACACAUGGGGCUGGGAGGCGAGAGUUCAGGCUCAUUUCCCACAGGGGAGAGUGCACAAGAGAAAGGCCUAAGCUAUGUCCCUAACGCUUAUGUGAUCCCAGCCCCGCACCGCUCUAGUUCGUCCCGGGAGACUGCCAUUAUUCCCAUCAUUGACAUGGCCUCUCUAAGAUCCACUGAUUCUGCACAAAGGUCACUAGCCAUUGAAGAGCUCAGAGAAGCUUGCAUUCGUCUAGGCUUCUUUCAGGUAAGUUUUAAUGCUUCUAUUCUUCAUUCUGAUCCUGAAAAGAUUUGUAUUACCUCUUUAACUUCAGUUUGUUUUGUUCAGAUAAUCAACCAUAGAAUCAAUGAAAGGGUGAUGGAGGAAGCGCUCGAGCAAGCCUACGAGUUCUUCGACUUGCCACUGAAAGAGAAGAUGAAGUACAAGUCAGAUGAUGUUAGCAGAGCAGUCAGGUAUGGGACAAGCUUGAAAGAUGGAGUAGACAAAAUAAAGUUUUGGAGAGUUUUCCUCAAACACUACGCUCAUCCAUUGGAAGAUUGGAUCCACUCGUGGCCCACCAGUCCACGUAGUUAUAGGGAAAAGAUGGGAACAUACACCAGGGAGGUGAGAAAAGUGGGCCUAGAAGUAAUGGAAGCCAUAACUGAAAGCUUGGGUUUGUGUCCAACAUACCUCAGCAGCAAAAUGGCUGAAGGAGUCCAGGUAGUGGCAGUAAACUGCUACCCGCCAUGUCCACAGCCGGAGGUUGCGCUCGGGUUGCCGCCGCAUACAGACUACAGUUGCAUAACCACAAUUCUUCAAAGCAGCGAGGGCCUUGAAAUCAUGGACAUGGCUGAUGGGACAUGGAAGCUAGUUCCAAACAUUGAUGGCGCUCUGCAAGUCCAUUUGGGUGACCAUGUGGAGGUUCUGAGCAAUGGUCUAUACAAGGGCGUUGUCCACAGAGCCACGGUCAAUUCUGAAAGCACAAGAAUCUCCAUUACCAGUCUGCACAGCUUGGGAAUGGACGAGAAAAUGAAGCCUGCAGAAGAGCUUGUGGAUCAACAAAACCCAAAGAAGUAUAAAGAGAGCAGCUUCAAUGAUUUUCUCAAAUUUCUCUCCAGCAAUGAUCUUGGGGAAGGCAAGAGCUUCAUCAACACACUCAAGAUCCAGGAGUAACAUUAUGAU
Molecule: messenger RNA, 1438 nt
Organism: Momordica charantia (bitter melon)
Lineage: Eukaryota; Viridiplantae; Streptophyta; Magnoliopsida; Cucurbitales; Cucurbitaceae
Gene: KUOX1
Product: KAR-UP oxidoreductase 1
Source: RefSeq, a predicted model, not a curated record